Ziziphus jujuba (common jujube) is the source of this 2076-nucleotide messenger RNA. Its product is annotated as BURP domain-containing protein 3. The transcript has 2 exons. The record is from RefSeq and is a predicted model, not a curated record. The coding region runs from base 78 to 1562 and encodes 494 amino acids. Lineage: Eukaryota; Viridiplantae; Streptophyta; Magnoliopsida; Rosales; Rhamnaceae.
CUCUACUGUAUUCUUGCUAUAAAUAGAGCUGUCGAGGCCCUCACUUUUGGAGACCAAGUAAAGAGAGAAAAACAAAGAUGACUCUUCGAUUCGGAUGUUGGAUCCUCCUCUUCUCUUUUAUGUUCUUAACGUGUGGCCGUACCAAUGGAGUAAGGUAUGUGGUUAAGCAACUCAAGAAAACUAAACCCUACAUAACUGGAUAUAUCGACGCCAAAGAGACGAAUCAGCAGACUGGACCCUACAUAACUGGAUAUAUCGACGCCAAAGAGACGAAUCAGCAGACUUACAAAACUGGGUAUGGAGAUUCACAAGAGACGAAGCAGCGAUACAUAACCAGCUAUAUUGAUAAUGCAGACGACGAAGAGACGAAGCAAACUUACAUAACUGGCUAUAUUGCAGACCACAAAGAGAUGAGCCAGCCCUACAUAACUGGGUACAUUGGAGAUGAUAAAGAUACCAAGAGGCCUAAUUACAUAACUCAGUAUAGAGGUGACAAAGAGAUGAAGCAGCCUAAUCAUAUACCUCAGUAUGGAAGUGACAGAGAGUCAGAGCAGCCUAAUUACAUGACUGGGUAUAGAGGUGGAGGUGACAAAGAGAUGAAGCAACCCAAUUACGUAACUCAGUAUGGAGGUGGAGGUGACAAAGAGAAGGAGCAGUCUAAUUACAUAACCCAGUAUAGAGAUGACAAAGAGAUGAAUCAACCUCCUGGAACUGAGAAUGAAGAAGGGAAAGAGUCUGUGUCCAAGUGUAGAAAUCAUAUGCAUGUUCAUUCAGUGUCACAAAAUGGAGUCCUACCACAAGAGUCCGUGAUGCGACAUGUUCAUAAUCAUAUGAAAACACAACCUUCGAUGUCCCAUGGUAAUAAGGAUCACAUUGAAGCAUUCAAGAUUGGGUUUUUCACUCCGGAUGAUCUGGGCGUUGAGAAUAUUAUGCCUCUCCACUUCGCCAUCCAACAACAUUCUCGUUUCUUGCCCAAACAGGUAGCUGAUUCCAUUCCCUUCUCAAAGUCACAACUCCUGCAGGUUCUCCAACUCUUUGCAAUCCCACAAGGCUCGUCUGAAGCCAAAGACAUGGAACAAACACUGAGAGAUUGCAGCCUCAGACCCAUCACUGGGGAGAUCAAGUUGUGCGCCACUUCCUUGGAGUCAAUGGUUGAUUUCACGAGCGAAAUCAUUGGCCCUGGCAUUGAAUUUGAUCUCUUAUCAACCACUCACCCCACUAUAUCAAAAGCCUUUACUCAAAACUACACCAUUUUGGAAGUUCCAAAAGAAGUUGUAGCUCCCAAAAUGGUGUUUUGUCACCCUGUGCCUUAUCCAUAUGCAGUUUUCUUCUGUCACUACUUUGGGACAGAGACAAAGGUUUUCAAGGUAUCAUUGGGCGGUGAAAAUGGAGACAAAGUAAAAGCCAUUGCUGUUUGCCAUAUGGACACGUCUGACUGGGACCCCAAACACAUGUUGUUCAGACUUCUCAGAACCAAGCCUGGGGUCAAUUCUCCAGUAUGCCAUUUCCUCCCUGCAAAUCAUCUGGUUUGGACUCCAUCGACUAAAACAGUCACAAUCUAAGUAGGAAGUUCUCUAGUAUGAAUGUAUUGUGUCUAAUAAAGGUCUAUCACCAAGACCUAGCAGAGUAGAUAUCUUUUAUGUUUCUAUCUGUCAAGCUUCUUUUCUGGCUUGUUUAUGAUGUUUGUGGGUGUCAAGCUCCUUGGAAUGUAAAUCACAUGUACCUGUUAUGGUAUAUGUGAACUUGAUAUAUUUCAAACAUGGCACUUCUUGUUUACACCAAGUGUUCCUAUAUAUAUUUAUUUCAAUCCUCUAAAAGAAAAAAAUGAAGAAACAGAACAUUUAACCUAAAAAGAGUAAUUCUACAUUCGAAAAAUGAUUAAAAUACCAAUAAUGUUCAAUUAUAUGCCUCUAUUACUAUCACUAGACAAAAAAGGGUACCCUUCUAUGUUGGAAGAUGACCUUAAUGGAAAUAUCAUGCUAGAAAAAAAUAUACUUAAUUUCUAAGCAUUUCUCACUUGCAAAUAAUUUUUUUCAUGAGAGUUUAAAAUAAUGUAUAACUUCAAUUAUGAUUCCA